Phytomonas sp. Hart1 is the source of this 807-nucleotide messenger RNA. The record is from the annotation of a GenBank genome assembly. NCBI's taxonomy places the organism in Eukaryota, Euglenozoa, Kinetoplastea, Trypanosomatida, Trypanosomatidae.
AUGCGUUUUUCGGGGGAUUCGAAAAAAUGGGAUGAAGCCUUAACGGUGAAACAAAAUGCUAUCUCUCAGAGCAUCAUAACGGAUGCGAACCUAAUGUUAGUCCGUAGAUUUUACACCAAUGAUGUCACUAUCACACGCCUCGAAACCUUCAGCAAAGGUAGUACGCAAAAAAGCGGGCUUUUGGUGCACGGUGUGGUAAAUCAACACCGAUUGUUGUUGGGGGAAAACCCGUGGGAUAACGAUCAGAUCAUCUGCGUACUUUUUCAAGGGAACUACAGUGACGUGAUUUCGUACUACAAUGGGAACCCGACGGAUGCGAAGCUGCUCGCCGUCGCCCUCGACGCCGAUUUCGGGCCAAUUCUGACGACGGACGGUGCGUGGUUGAUUGCGAUUUGCGUCUUCUUUGUCAUCAUCACGGUGAUUGGCGUGGUAUCGGUGUUGCUCAUCCUGAAGCUCUUCAUCACGAAAACCGAUAACCUCAAGGAGUACAACGAGAGUAUUUACGAGGCCCCCAUUUUCCUGCCGAACCGAACCGCCUCGUUCAUCUCCAACGCCCGAACGAAUAGCUCGCUGCACCUCGAGAGCAUCGAUGAGCCGCGGAACCCGCUGGUGGUUCGAAACCCGCUGCGAACGACGGAGAACGUGACCUCGGAGAUGAACUCCUUCGCCCCGGAGCUCUACAAAUCGCACCCGCUCAACCCGCCCGCGAUGGAGGGGCCGGGGCCGGAACUCUACACCGCGCGCUCCUUCACCGCGUCCAACAAGGAGCUGGAUCAGCGUGAUCGAACCCCCACCCCCCAAGUCUGA